Messenger RNA from Musa acuminata subsp. malaccensis (wild Malaysian banana), 2369 nucleotides. RefSeq names its product protein MONOCULM 1-like. NCBI's taxonomy places the organism in Eukaryota, Viridiplantae, Streptophyta, Magnoliopsida, Zingiberales, Musaceae. Gene Ontology annotation, molecular function: DNA-binding transcription factor activity; sequence-specific DNA binding. Gene Ontology annotation, biological process: meristem initiation; regulation of DNA-templated transcription. The record is from RefSeq and is a predicted model, not a curated record. Gene Ontology annotation, cellular component: nucleus.
GCAAAGGUGUGGGGAGCUGAGAGAAGGAAUGGAUGCUGGAGGAAGUAGGGUGAGGAAGGAGUACUGGUUAUAUAUUGUAGAAAGAGAGAGUCGAAAGUAGAGGAAAAGGUCGACUUUUUAAGCAUGUCAGAUCAGUGCACCCAAGCAGAGUUCAAGGCAAAGGGAUGAGCUGCAGGUUCUCUUUCUGUGUUGGGAUGAGAGCUCUUCAGCUUCCACCAGUAAGAUAAAAGAUGAAGAAGGAAGAGAGUCUGCAUGCGGCAAGUGAGGCAUCUUAAUGAGUGUGAAGAUUAAGAGGAUGGCUUCAUGAUGAUGUGCAGAGGUUGAUGAAUUGCCUUAUCUGGGGAUCAUGUCCUGUCAAGGAAGCUGCUGCCUUCGCAGAUGUCCUUUUAAAGCAGAGCGAUGCCAAGCCCACCAAUCUCUCUCUCUCCGCAACUGCUACUGCCACUGCCGCUGCUCUCCUCUCCUCCACACUCCAUCAGGUACUUCUCCUCUACCUCUCACGCCUCCCGCUCCUCCUCCCCCUCCUCCCACCGCCUGCUGAGGAGGCCUUAGAUAUGCUCAGUUCACUCAAGUCCCAUGAAGAGGGCGAUCAAGAACACCACCGCCACUCCAAUCCCCUCCACCCCAACCCCCAGCAUGGCCAGAUCUCUCCCUCCGCCCACGCGCGCCAGCUCCUGCUCAGCUGCGCCGAGCUCGCCCACCGCGGCGACCUCCCCGCGGCGCAGCGCACUGCCUCUCUCCUCUUGGCCACUGCCUCUCCCUAUGGCGACUCCACCGACCGCCUCGUCCACCAAUUCGCCCGCGCCCUCUCCCUCCGCGUCGAGCGUCUCCUCCCCCCAGUCGUCGACGCUGCGUCCCCGGAGGCCCUCCAGUCGUCCUACCUCUCCUUCAACCAGAUCACCCCCUUCCUCCGGUUCGCGCACCUUACCGCCAACCAGGCCAUCCUUGAGGCGGUCGAUGGCCGCCGCCAGGUCCACAUCCUCGAUUUCGACACUUCCCAUGGGUUGCAAUGGCCGCCCCUGCUCCAAGCUAUAGCGGAGCGCUCCGACCCCAAAGAUCCCCCUUCCAUUCGCGUCACCGGCACCGGGAGCAACCUCGAAGUCCUCCGCCGCACUGGCGAUCGGCUUCAGACCUUCGCCGAUUCCUUGAACCUACACUUUCAGUUCCAUCCCCUCCUCCUCCCCUCCACCUCCAGCAACCCUCUCUCUAGCACCAGUGCCGACCUGACCUCUUCUUCCUUCCAAAUCCACCCGGGCGAGAUCCUCGCGGUGAACUGCGUGCUGUUCUUGCACAAGCUACUGAAAGAUGGCGGCGGCAGUGACGGCUCCCAUGACCUACGGGCAUUUCUUCAAGCUGUUCGAGCGAUGAACCCGGCGGUGGUGACGGUGGCCGAGAGGGAGGCAAGCCACAACUCGCCCAUCUUCCUGCAGAGGUUCACGGAGGCAUUGGACUACUACACGGCUGUGUUCGAGUCGCUGGAGGCGACGCUGCCACCGACCAGCCGGGAGCGGGUGGCGGUGGAGCAGGUGUGGCUCAGCAAAGAGAUCGAGGACGUCGUCAGCCGCGAGGGCGAUGGGAGGAGGGAGCGGCACGAGCGGUUCGAGUGGUGGGAGGCUCUGAUGCGGCGCGCCGGAUUCACCAAUCUGCCCCUCAGCCCCUUCGCGCUGUCGCAGGCCCGCCUCCUGCUCCGCCUGCACUACCCGUCCGAAGGGUAUCAGCUGCAGAUGGUGAGGGAUUCCUUCUUCUUGGGGUGGCAGAAGAAGUCCCUCUUCUCCGUCUCUUCUUGGCACUAGUGCAACAACCCUACCAUACCAAAGUGCUCAUAACCUACUCAAUUAGCUCUCUCUUUCCCUCUCCCUCGUUCCUGUUGUCUGUGGAUCUAAGUAGGGUUUUUGUUCUUAAUUGUAAGACCUGAGUUGGAGAAGAGGGAGGGGAAGUGCAGUGCAGGUAAUAUAGGUUAGCAUAUACUCCUAUAUCAUCUUGGCUAGGAACCCUAACCCUAGUUUCUGCUCCUGUCUAUUGGAAGGAGGAGAAUGUGGAGGUGGUGCACGUUGCAUGGGAUUUCGGAAGCUGUGAGCCAAAACAAAUGGUUAUAACCCUCACCAUUCCUCUCUCUCUCUCCCUCUCCCUCUCCCUCUCCCUCUCUCUCCUUGUACCCUUCUUCCUUCCCAAGGCAAAGCCCCACAUCCCUUUUCCUUGAGGCUCUUCCUUAUCCCUGUGUUGCUUAUGCUUAUAAACUAUAUCCAAGGUUGUUGCACCAUUAUAAUCUCCCUCACAUUUUUUUAUUUUAUUAUAAUGUAUGAUGAUCAUAGUGCUUCUUGUAGUCCUGCAAUGGAUUGCCCCCUUUGGGUUAUAGAAUUGUUUCCUGC